UUUCGUUGGAGUGAUGAUCGUCAUGAUCGUUCAUGAUUGCAGUUAUGUUUAGUGUUUUUAUAGUGAGUGUGUUUAUUUGAUGGUGUUUUAAAAGAUGUCAUGCUGCGAUGGAGACGACGACACUGCCGCAGCAUCCAGAAGCGAAAGAGACGGAACUCGGCGUUGUACUGAUGUUUUAUGGCUGUGCAUGUUCAUUUUAUUUUGGUUUGUUAUGAUUUAUAUUGCUGCUUUUGCAUAUGUAUAUGGAGACCCUUUAAAACUCGUCAAUGGUUAUGACAGUUUUGGUAAUACAUGUGGUAUUUCAAAGAAUGAAAAGUUGGGUGGUCUUGAGUUAUCAGGAUUUGACACAAGUGAUAAACAGUACUUGUUUUAUAUGGAUGUUAAAGAUAUUCAAAAUUCUCUGAAGAUAUGUGUCAAACAGUGUCCUGAUCGUAAUUUGAUAAAUUUUACAAGUAUUCAGGAAUUUUAUAGAAGAACUGGAUCACUUUUGUGCACGUACGAUUUCAAUUUGGACAGUCAAGAAUGGCAGCAUAAUAGUAAAAGUGAAGCACUUCAGACCAAGUUUGGGCCUUGUCCACCAACACCCAUUUAUGAUAGUGUUCCUGUGUUGAAUCGCUGUGUUCCUCGUCCAGUAAAGGAACUAGUAUUUUCAGUAUUAAAUAGUUGGGAUACAGUUGAGCAAGUGUUAGGUGACUUAUAUGCAACAUGGAGAGAAAUUUUGGUGCUCACAUUACUGGCCUUUGUUUUAUCUUUGGUAUUAAUUGCCAUCCUUCACCUGCUUGCUUCUUUUGUGGCAUGGAUAUUUAUGCUAAUUGUCAGCUUCACAGCAGUUGUUGGCACAGGAAUCUUAUGGUGGACAUAUGUGGAUUUAAAGCAUCAGUUGGACAAUACACCAGAAAGUCAGAUGCUGAAGGAGUCGGUUAAAAAUGAGAGUGCAUUCCUGAUUUAUUCCAUCUUGGCCACAAUCAUCACGAUUAUAAUCCUGUUGCUGGUGAUAGCUGUGCGGAAGAGUGUCAGCUCAAUGGCUCGUAUAUUUGAAGAGUCUGCUGAAUGCCUGGCAGCACUGCCAGCACUGUUCCUUCAGCCAUUCAUAACAUUUUUAGCUCUAGUGGCUUUUUUUGCCUUCUGGGUGUCUGUGACAGUUUGUCUGGCAACUUCAAAUUACCCUGGGUCAGAGUUCCUCCAUCCAUUGGUAGACCCAGCAUUGAUUCCAGAUGUUGAUCCUUCACAUUCUUCAGUAUUCAAACUGUCAGUUCCACUGAGUAAUGUCUCCCUAUCAGGACUUAAACGAUUCACAUUCUUUGAGAUGAAACCAUCUUGGGUACGGUAUAUGUGGUGGCUGUACGUGAUAGGUUUGGUUUGGACUUCAGAGUUUAUCCUGUCCUGCCAGCAGAUGGUGAUAGCUGGUGCAGUGGCACAUUGGAUGUUUAACAAUCGGGACAGAGAAAGUGGUUCUGUGAUGUCUUCAAUGGGCAAGCUAGUAUGCUAUCACUUGGGUUCUGUGGCUAAAGGCUCAUUUCUCAUUAUGAUCUUCAAACUUCCAAGGAUUGUCCUUAUGUACAUAGACAGAAAGCUGAGGGAACACAAGAAUGCAGGUUCUGAAUGUGCAUCAUGUGGUAUGAGAGCAUGCAUUUGCUGCUUGUACUGCCUGGAGAAUUUUAUCAAGUUCAUUAACCACAAUGCUUACACUGUAAUAGCAAUGGAAGGCUACAGCUUCUGCACUUCAGCAAAGAUUGCAUUUAAUACUUUAGUCAGUAAUGCACUGGAUUUAGCAGUUCUGAACAGUGUUGGUGACUUCAUCCUAUUUCUGGGAAAGUGUCUUGUUACAGCAGCUACUGGCUCUAUUGGAUUGGUUAUUAUGAAACAGAACUCUCAUUUGCAUUUUUAUGCAAUCCCAACCCUCGUUGUGUGUAUAUUUUCAUACUUCAUAGCCCACUCAGUGCUUUCAUUGUAUGAGAUUGUGAUAGACACAAUGUUCCUAUGCAUGUGUGAAGGCAAGAAACUGUAUGGCAGCGAAUGGGGUGAACAUUCUGGCAGAAGGGUGGAAACAAAUGGUAAUAAUGGAAGUGAAUUGGAGCCCAUGAACAAUUUGAGAUAAGUUAUCAUUCUGAACUGCUACCAUAAUUUACCUUAUGCCUGACAGUCACAUUUUCCUUGCUUAGGGAUGAAUUCUGUGAUAAAUGUGGUAAAAAUGUUAUGUGUGGUACUGUUUGUGGUCAAGUAAGGAAAGCAGCUUGCAGGCAAGAAUGAUUGUGUCAUACUAUGCAUAACUUCAUUAGCUUCAGGAGCUACAUUUCUAUUGCGCUCUGACAUUUCAUCCUCUAUCUCAUCCUGUAUGUAUUGCAUUCCCAGUUCUUCGUUCAGUUAUACUGCUUGUAGUGUACAUGCUAACUAAAAUCUUCAUUAUUGAAAGGAACUCAUUUUAUUGUUAGAUCUAACAAGUUAACCAUCUGAUGGUUCAUAUUUGGAGGCCCCAGGUAUAAUUCCUGCCCAGAGGUUGGCUGCCUUAAGGAUUUUAUAGGUUUCCUCACUGCUUCCAGACAAAUUGUGGAAUAAAAACUUAAAAUAGGCCAGAAGUGCUUCCUUCACAGCCUCAUGAAUUUAUAUUACAUAUUAUCUUCCUACUAAUUCAGGAGCUAUUUCAAGGAAGUAGUGGCUCCAGUCUAGAAAACC
Molecule: messenger RNA, 2673 nt
Organism: Cryptotermes secundus
Lineage: Eukaryota; Metazoa; Arthropoda; Insecta; Blattodea; Kalotermitidae
Gene: Ctl1
Product: CTL-like protein 1
Exons: 15
Coding region: 95-2098 (667 amino acids)
Biological process (GO): transmembrane transport
Cellular component (GO): membrane
Molecular function (GO): transmembrane transporter activity
Source: RefSeq, a predicted model, not a curated record